GUAUUCACUUCAUCGUUGGAUAAUUUGAUAAUUGAUUGCUAACGAUGGAGCUGCUGGUUUCGCAGAAGCACAGCAACGGUUCCUCGCCCCAUCUGGUUAGCUCCCGCCGGCUCAGCAGUGGAAUCGUAAAUCCGGCAGCCACCUUGGAUCUCGAUGACAGUAGCAGUAUUAUCAGCGAUAUCUCGAAAAUUCCUCGCGUCCCCGGCGACGGAGCCCAGGCAGAGGAUGUGGACUCACACGUCGGCUCUGCGAGCACGGUGGAAGCCCGUGGAAAGCUCGAACGGCUGCCUGAGUUGUCUCUGCAACAGCAGAAUCCACCCCAACUAAGCAACGGAGAUUUGCGGCUUACUUCGACCGGUUGCGAAAAUGACUGCAGUGGGAAGGGUGACAGACCGAAACCGAAUGGUUUACCCACCCCGCCAGCGACAUUCGAUGACACCAGCAAUGGUAAAUGUGGUGUUGGUGGUGGCGGGGAAGAAGGAGGAGGAGGAGGAGGAGAAGGGGAUGACAAAGGUGGCGGAGGAGGAGGAGGUGCCGAUGCAGCUCCAACCGGAAAUGCUAACAAUUCCACGCAACCUCCGCUCAGCAGUAACACAUAUUCGGCCUUUAAGAGAGGCAACGUUAUUAAAGGCAUCCUAUGUCCAUCGAUGACCAACUCCUUUCGGGCGUCGUCCUUGGAGCGUUCAUAUCUAACUUACUCCCACCGGCAGCGCCAAAAGUCCCUCAUCCUGGUAAAUGUAGUGGAUUUGGUGCUCAAGAUAGUGUUGGCUUCCGUUUGGAUCGGUUUCAAUAAUCCCGGGACCGUCAAAGCCCACGAAAUUACCUGGUCGGUGUGCUGUGUAAUUUCCAACUUCCUGAUCUGCGUGCUGGGCAGCUGGCGGCUGUUCGCCAAUAAUUACCUACACUGGGCUGCCGUAUGCACCUGGUUGCUGCUGAAUUUGCAGGGUUUCAUCGGCGAAGGGAUGGGAUUCGCCGAACGGGAGUAUCUGAUCUGGUACGUGCUUUUCAUCAUCUUUGUGCCGUACGCGAUGCUGCCGUUACCGCUGAAGUGGUGCAUGAUCGCCGGUUCGGUUUCGGCCAUCUGUCAUUUGAUUGUCACCACGAUCAAUAAGUUUUUGCACGAAAGGGACACGGCGUGCAUUGUCCGGCAGAUGAUUGCCAACUCGUUGCUCUAUCUGGCGAUAAACUUUGCCGGAAUGUACACCAAGUACCUAACGGACCGUGGCCAGCGGCUGGCAUUCAUCGAGACCCACAAAGCGAUGGAGCACAAGCGCGAAUCGGAAAAGGAAUACCAACGGACGCAGCGGCUGCUGGAUUCCAUACUUCCGAUGUUCGUCAACAAUGAUAUCCGCAAGGAGAUGUACAAAUCGCCGGAACAGCAAGCCCAGGUGGAUACGCAGUUCAAAAAGUUGUACAUCUACCACAUGGACAACGUCAGUAUUCUUUUCGCUGAUAUCAAAGGUUUCACUGAGUUGGCUAGCAAGACGUCGGCUCAGCAAUUGGUCAAGAUAUUGAAUGACUUGUUUGCACGAUUCGAUAAAAUUGCUGAAGAUAAUCAUUGUUUGCGGAUUAAGCUGCUGGGAGAUUGCUACUACUGUGUUUCGAUGUUCGACAGUCAAAGCUGGAAGAGUCGACCGGAUCAUGCGGUUUGCAGCGUGGAAACUGGACUGCACAUGAUUAAGGCGAUUAAGGAUGUUAGGAUGCAGACGAAUGUCGUUGAUUUGGACAUGCGAAUCGGCAUACACAGUGGUUCGGUGAUGUGCGGAGUUUUGGGGGAAAAGAAAUGGCAUUUUGACGUGUGGUCGAACGACGUGAUCAUAGCAAAUCACAUGGAAUCGGGUGGAGUUCCCGGUAGGGUACACAUAUCGGAGGCAACGUUAAAUUGUUUGAAUGACACCUACGAGGUAGAGCCCGGUAACGGAGCCGUGCGGGACAGCCAUCUGAAGAUGAUGAACAUUAAAACAUAUCUGAUCAAACGAACGGAGCCACUAAGACCACGCAAAAGACUGAUGAAUCGAAUGAGCACACUGCAAUUCGAGAAGGAGGCAAUUAGUAAGUUGAACGAUUUAAAAAAUAGAAAGGACUCGAAAACGCCUAGCGUAGCGUCCAGUGGAACCAACAACAAUCAUAUCACAAAGCGAAGCUCGAAGUCGACGAUACAUGAGGACGAACCGACGACGGAUUGGAUUCCGGAGAUUCCCUUCAAGAACCUAAACCAAGCGGGCGUUAAUACGGCGGAGAGUUUUAGAGAUAAGCAAAAAUAUGACCCCGAGGACAGCGUUCCGUCGACGGAAGAGGUAGACGAAAUCAUUGAUCAGAAUAUUCAGAUUAAUUCGAAUAAGCAAAUGCGAAUGGAAUAUUUGUUCACGUGGACAUUGAAGUUUAAAGACGCCUCCCAGGAGGGAACGUUUUGUCAGCUUCGGGAGGAUAUGUUUCGCUCAAACAUGCUGUGCGUGUUUGUUGUGUGGAUUUUCAUUGUACUUUGUCAAGCUGUCAUAAUUCCAAAGUGUACAACUUUGAUUGUUUCGCUCUCGAUAACGACUUUUCUAUUGACCAUCGGCUGUGUACUCGUAAUGGCUGAAGAAUUUUCAGCAUUGCCAACAUUUCUACAAAAGAGCUCAUCAACAUUGGUUCACGAUCGAAAACGUCGAACCAUUUUCGUUUGUAUUACGAUUAUUCUGAUGUCAGCUGCAAGCUCAAUGGGCUUGAUUAUGUGCGAUAUGCAAGAGGGUUUUACCGUAAAUCAGAGUUCAGGUAGGGAAGCUUCCGCAGCACUCUUACAGGUUCCAGGCUCCAAGCAGGAGCUUCAACUCAAUCUGACCGUUACGGCAACCAUAAACCAAAAUUUGAUUCUGAACUCACAAAAAGUCGUUAAUUUGGAUCUUGAGACAUUGCUCAGUGAAGAAAAUAAAACUUUGAAGGAUCUGAACGAACAGGACAUUAGAUUGUAUGGAAUUAGCCCUCUCUACGUUGAGCUGCCGCAAAGCAUUAAGCUAUCCGUGCUUAAUGUGUCUGGCGAGGAACCAUUGCUGGAGAAGGUCAUAUCAUCCCGAAAACCUUCCAGUGCUCUGGACGCACUGCAACAGCACACGGUAUGCGUUCAUCCAGAAUACGUCGUAUUCACCUGGGUCCUCUGCCUCAUCUCACUUGCUACAGCUCUGAAACUUUAUUAUCUGGUGAAAACUUUCAUGGCAAUUACUAUGGUCGCUUGUUAUUCAAUACUAAUUUUGUUGGUCUUCAACGAGGUCUUCGAAACCUUCGACACGCAGUUCUUGCAGGCUAGUGGAAUGCCCUUAGCCGCUCAAAUGAUGAUUUUGCUGGUCGUCUUUCUAACAAUGGUCACCUAUCAUGCUCGUCUGGUGGAAGUCACCUCGCGGUUGGAUUUCAUUUGGAAGGAACAGGCCGAAAAAGAACUUUCCAAUAUGAAAUCCAAUCGACACCUGAACGAUCUGCUAAUUAAAAACAUUCUACCGGAUCAUGUGGCUUCGUACUACCUGUCGGAGGAACGCACCGAUGAGCUGUACGCUCAGAUGCACGAGCUGUGUGGAGUUAUGUUUGCGUCGAUCCCGAAUUUCAAGGAUUUCUACUCCGAAGAUAUCGAGAACGGAAAGGCCUGUAUUCGAAUCCUGAAUGAGAUUAUCUCGGAUUUUGAUUCCUUGCUUGAGGAGCCGCGGUUUGCUACGGUGGAGAAGAUUAAGACGGUCGGUGCGACCUAUAUGGCGGCUUCCAAUCUUUGUUCCGGUAAUAAGACAAAAGUCGACGAGAAGGACGAAGAAGCAGUUUGCGAUUUGGUUGAGUUUGCGCUAGCUAUGAGACAGAAGCUUCAGGAGGUGAACAAAGAUGCGUUCAACACUUUUCAGCUCCGAGUUGGAAUCAGCAGUGGACCACUGGUAAGUGGUGUCAUCGGGGCUCGGAAACCAGUUUACGACAUCUGGGGAAACACCGUCAACGUGGCGUCCCGAAUGGAUUCGACCGGCGAGAACUGGAAAGUGCAAGUUCCGGACUACACUGCAGCAUUGCUGCAGAGUAAAGGGUACACCUGUGUGAAACGUGGAGAAGUGAACGUGAAGGGAAAAGGACUGAUGCUGACCUACUGGGUGCUCGGCAUGAACGUGUCCGCCAGUCAGAUAACCUCCCCGGCGUUGAUGCCCGCGGGAGUACCGCAAGCCCAAACCCCAUCCCUGCAGCGACAAACGUCGCAGCACAGUUCGCUUGCGGCCGUAGUGUUCGGAAUGAUGCAGGCCUCCAAGAGGAGCAAUCUCAACACAACCCCAACCGCAACGCCUUCGCCGAGGUCCCGAUUCGGUCGACGGGGAAGCACAUUCAGCUCGGUGAGAUUGAGUCAGAAAGUGCAGUCUAACAAUCCGGUCCGGCGGAACACGACCCGAGUGCGGGCAAGAAGUUAUACCAUGAAGAAGCCGACAAUUUCCCACUCGCCAACGAUUCAGUCUCCGGACUGUGACGCAGAUAACAAUGUGAUACCAUCCUUCCGGCAGCUGCAUCAGAAUGUUAAAGAGGAACAGACUGUACUGUAACCUAGUUUGAGUGAAUAAUAUUGGUUUUGUUUUUUGUACCAAAUAUAUACAAACUUGGGUAGCGAAAUUAGCGAAUAAUAGAAGCCAAAAUAAAUCUCUUCUAGUCAUUAGAGUCAAGCACCAAGUCAAGUGAGAAACUUCCGGCACAUUUACGGCAAUGCACAAACCACAGCAGAGAGGAAUCGAAUAGGAUGCGAUUGAAAAUCAAAUCAAACUGUUUAGGCAAUAUAAAGUUGUUUAGACAAGAUAAACUUCCUACAGCAUAAUAAACCGCUAGAGAUAGAAACAAGAAAUUUCUCAUCUAUCCAUUUUACCAUUGUAACUUGCACAAAGUCUUAAAAUUGGGACGGUUUUCAUCGAAAUUUGCACAACACGCUAAUCCUUCACAAUAGAUCGGAAUUCUUUGCCAAAGUGACUGACAUUAUUUCAACCGUGCAAAAAAAAACAUUGAAAAAACUAAAACUACUGACAAGACACCUAAAUGUGAUUCUCUACGUAUUGUUACCUUUUAGUUGACAGAAAAAUAAAC
Messenger RNA from Sabethes cyaneus, 5064 nucleotides. It is a transcript of the gene Adcy8, whose product is annotated as adenylyl cyclase 78C. Gene Ontology annotation, cellular component: plasma membrane. The record is from RefSeq and is a predicted model, not a curated record. Gene Ontology annotation, molecular function: adenylate cyclase activity. Gene Ontology annotation, biological process: cAMP biosynthetic process; intracellular signal transduction; adenylate cyclase-activating G protein-coupled receptor signaling pathway. NCBI's taxonomy places the organism in Eukaryota, Metazoa, Arthropoda, Insecta, Diptera, Culicidae. Bases 45 to 4535 code for a protein of 1496 amino acids. The transcript has 11 exons.